UAUCUAUUUGUUAGUUAGCUCCACAAAUCUCUCUCUUCUUCUCAGCUACAAAACCAUCUGAAAUAAAAGAAAGAGGAAAGAGGAAAGAGGAAAGGAAUGACUCGUCUUUCACCAUUAUCAGAAGAACCUGUAAACGAAGAAGAGAGCACAAACUGCUCAAAGAAAGCACAUACAUGGAGAAACUGGCUGAUGAACCACUUCUCUCUCCUCUUCAACAAGAAAUCUGAUCUAAAGAUCCUCUUAAGCGUACUGGGUUGCCCUCUAUUUCCUGUUUCCGUCCACCCCAAACAACCCAUCAACGAGGUAUCUUCUUCGGCAGAAUACAUAAUACAACAUUUCACGGCGGCGACAGGUUGCCGGAAGCUAGAGGGGGCGGUGAAGAACAUGUAUGCAACUGGAAGAGUGACUAUGGCAAUGACGGGCGAGCUCGGCCCCAACGGCCCGCCUGCGGGAGCCGCCGGGACUCCACAAAAGGGUUGCUUUGUAAUGUGGCAGAUGGUACCUAACAAGUGGCUAAUUGAGCUUGUUGUAGCUGGCCAAAAAGUUGUAGCCGGUAGCGAUGGAAAGGUGGCUUGGCGCCACACACCAUGGCUCGGUGCCCACGCCGCCAAAGGCGGCGUCCGUCCUCUCCGGCGUGCUCUCCAGGGACUAGAUCCUGUGGCUGUAUCAGCUGUGUUCUCCCUAGCGCAGUACAUGGGGGAGAAACGAAUCUCAGGCGUCGAUUGCUUCGUUUUGAAAUUGUCAGCUGAUCAUGGGGACCUCGCUGAUCGAAGCGAUAACACAGCAGAAAUGAUCAAGCAUGUGAUGUUUGGUUAUUUCAGCCAAAGAAGUGGAUUGUUAGUGUACUUAGAGGACUCAUACCUCACCAGGAUACAAUCACCUGGAACAUAUCCUACAUAUUGGGAGACCACGAUGGGCACCAAGAUCGAGGACUAUCGGACGGUGGAGGGUGUGGUCAUUGCUCACUCCGGUCAAUCCAAUGUGAUCAUCACAAGGUUUGGAGAAAAUUUUAAGGUGGGACCUGCAAUCACACGGAUGGAAGAGUCCUGGACCAUCGAUGAUCUUGCCUUCAAUGUCCCUGGCCUCUCCAUGGAUUGCUUCAUUCCUCCUCAAGAAGUACAAAGAGAUUAUCCUGAUGAGGCUCUUGAUUGGAGAUCACCAUUACAUACAUGAUCAUUAUCAUCAUCUCUUUCUGUUUUGCAUUUAAUAGUUUCCCUAAUAUUAUUUUUAUACAUUUUCAUGCCCAAUCAUGACUAUUCAAAAUAUUCUUCUUCUUUAUAUCACUGACAUUGACAAAUCAUUUAUUUUAUAUUUGUAUGCGUGUAUAUAUAGUAUUUUCCACA
Molecule: messenger RNA, 1343 nt
Organism: Cornus florida
Lineage: Eukaryota; Viridiplantae; Streptophyta; Magnoliopsida; Cornales; Cornaceae
Exons: 3
Coding region: 97-1173 (358 amino acids)
Source: RefSeq, a predicted model, not a curated record